CUUCAUCUGAAACUGAUGAGGAAGGUUGGAAAAUCUGUCACGGCAGACCGGUGGGAAAAAUACCUGAUCAAGAUGUGUCAAGACUUCAACAGCACCUGGGCUUGGGAGAUGGAAAAAAAAGGAUACCUUGAAAUGAGCACCGAAUGCAAAUUGGGAAUUUUGAAGUACCUUUGUGAAUGCCAGUUCGACGACAAUCUAAAGUUUAAGAAUAUCAUCAACGAGGAAGACGCCGACGCCAUGCGCCUUCAGCCUCUGGGCCGAGACAAAGAUGGCUUGACCUACUGGUACCAGUUGGACCAAGAGCAUAACGUCCGGAUGUACGUGGAAGAGCAGGACGAUCAAGAUGGAUCUUCGUGGAAGUGCAUCGUCAGAAGCCGAAAUGAGCUGGCUGAAACUCUUGAGCUCCUGAAAGCACAAAUUGAUCCUGCACUGUUGAAAAACCAGGAAAACUCCUCGCAAGAGAGUCCUAGCACUGAAGAUGAAGAGGCCAAAAAGAGGGAAGACACACCAAUGCAAGGGGAGCCGGCAGAGGGACUGCCCCAGCCCAGCGAAAAACCUCCGCCUCCCGCGGUUCCAGCAGAGGAGAAGAAGAUCAAAGUAGAGAAAGCGGAAGAGAGGGACAUCAUCAAGCUGCCCGUUAUCGUCAAACUCGAAAAGCCCCCGGAGAACAACGGGGAAGUGCCGAGCGCCAAAGAGGAGAACGACUCCUUCAAAGAAAACGUGAAGCCCGAGAAAGCGGAAGCGAAGGAGCACAAGCCGGAGCCCAAAGACUCCAGAGAGGCCAACAGCCACGCCGAGCGGCUGGCCCUCGAGCCGGAGAGGAUCGAGUUCUGCGUCAGCGUCAAAACGCCCCAAGAUGUCGCGGAGAGAACGGCGGAAGAGAACGAGAAGCUGAAAAACGACCAGCAGGCCAAGAUCCCCCUCAAAAAACGGGAGAUCAAGCUGACCGACGAUUUCGACAGCCUGCUGAAAGCGCCCCUGCGGAAAUGCAUCACCCCAACCAAAGAGGUGUCCAAAGAGGAAGCGGGAAAACCCGAGGAGGAGACCUUUAAGAGGGUUCCCACCAUCACCGACGGGAAGUUCCUGGUCAACGGGGAAAUGGGCGGGGAGAAACUCCCGUUGAAUAACAAAUUGGACCGUUCCCCUUGCCCGAAGGAAGAAGCUGCCGGCCUGCCGAAGGAGAAAAACGGGCUCGGGGAGGAACGAGUCCAAGAGGGCGUCAGCGCCAUCGUGAGAACCAGUGAUGCCGAGAGGUGCUUUUUGCAUCCCGCGAAGGAGACUGUGGGGGUGAUUGUGCCUUUACGGGAGGAGCCCAGCCCCAAAGGAGGCGAAAGCCAGCCGGCGGGGAGAAAGCCAGACGAGACCCUUUCCAAGGCAAGCGACGCUCCGAAGAAGAAGUUUGACGACUCUCUUAGAGCCAACGACAGCGUGAUACUUUCCAACGACAACUUAGGAAAACCCGCCAAGCUACCCUCCCCGAAGGAGCCAGCUCUGGCUUCGGAGGCCGACGAUUUGCAAAAAACAGGUCCUUCGGGCGAGAAAACAGACUCGGCCAGCCGGGAUGCCACACCAUCUCCCGUUUCAGUCCUCUCGUUUAAGAAAACUGCGGUGGGAAAAGAAGGCUCCGAUUCCCAAGUCGCUUUCCCCGAUCAAAGGAAAGCGUGCGAGGAGCAGGAGGCGAAAACUCCGAAGGACUCUGAUCCUCCAGCCGGAGAGCUGCCAGCCCCAGACAGCCUCCCGAACUCCGUCAAGGAAGCUCCUGUGGAGACGAAGAAAGAAUCUGUAAAAAGCAAGUGUAAAUACAAGCUGAUUUCGGAAGAAGACAGUUCUCUGACCGAGAACAGGGAAAUAACCUCUGAGAGGCAGAAAGACGGGAUCAAGCUAACGAUCCGCAUCUCUAGUCGGAAAAAAACUGACCCACUCCCGAACGCCGCCGCUGGAAAAGAGCCGGAGGAGGAGGAGGUAGUCAGCGUCGGUCGCAUUUUAAGACGGUCCCCCCGGAUAUCUAAACCGACCCCCAAGGUAGUCGAGACCCGCGAUCAGAAAUCUGAGAAGAAACGAAGCGAGGAAGAGGAAGAGAAAGCGGCUUCGUUGCAAAAACAGGAGAAGAAAGACGACUCCAAAAAACCAGAGAAGGAGACGAACUCUAAAAGCCACAAGGCUUCCCGGCGAAGUAAAGUUCGAUGGGCUGGCACCCGAACUCGUGGCAGAUGGCGGUACUCGUGCUACGACGACAGCGAAGGUUCUGGGAACGAAGAAGACUCUGAGGAAGAGGAGGAGGAAGAGGAGGAGGAAGAGCCUGUGCCCGCGGAGGAUGACGAACCGUGCAAGAAGUGUGGCCUUCCUAAUCACCCAGAGCUAAUUCUUUUAUGCGAUUCCUGUGACAGCGGCUACCACACGGCGUGUCUCCGGCCUCCGCUGAUGAUCAUUCCAGAUGGCGAGUGGUUCUGCCCGCCUUGUCAGCACAAAUUGCUCUGCGAGAAGUUGGAAGAACAGCUACAGGACCUGGAUGUGGUCUUGAAAAAGAAAGAACGUGCAGAACGAAGGAAGGAACGCCUUGUCUACGUGGGCAUUAGCAUCGAGAAUAUCAUUCCUCCGCGGGAGCCUGAAAUUCCAGAGCCUGUACAUGAAAAGAAGAAAGACACCAAAAAAUCAAAGGCAAAACUGCUUGAAAGGAGGUCAACCAGGCAGCGGAAGUGUAUCAGCUACAGGUUUGAUGAAUUUGACGAGGCCAUCGACGAAGCCAUAGAAGACGACAUCAAGGAGGCUGAUGGAGGAGGUGUCGGAAGAGGGAAGGACAUGUCUAACAUCACGGGGCAUCGAGGCAAGGAUAUCUCCACCAUCCUGGAGGAAGAAAGGAAGGAGAGCAAACGGCCCCCCAGAGCUGCUGCCCUCCGACGCAAGAAACGGCGGCGACUGAACGACCUGGACAGCGACAGCAACCUGGAUGAAGAAGAGAGUGAAGAUGAAUUCAGAAUCAGUGAAGGAUCUCAGGAUGAGUUUGUGGUAUCGGAUGACAACCCGGACGAAAGUGAAGAGGAUCAGCCGUCAAAUGACGACAGUGACGUGGAGUUCUCCAAGCGUCGGCCGAGACGGUACCACCCUAGGCCCAUGAGGCAAAGCCGGCGUCUACAGAGAAAAACAAUCAAGAAGAGGUACUCGGAAGAUGAUGAAGAGGAAGACUCCGAGGAUAACUUAAGUGGCAACUCUGAAACAGAUGCUUCUUCCGAAUACAGUGACGACGAUUAUUUGGAAACAAGACGAAGGUCUCGGCGGAAUCAGAAGAGGCAAGUCAACUACAAGGAAGAUUCGGAAAGUGAAGGAUCUCAGAAAAGCUUCCGAUACGGGAAAGAAAUGAGAAGAAUACAUAAGCGCAGGCUUUCCAGUUCAGACAGCGAAGAGAGCUACCUGUCUAAGCAUUCUGAGGACGACCAGCCCGCCAGGUUGUCCCGAAGGUCGGUCCGGAAGCGGAGCCACGUCACCGACGAGUACUCGGAAGGCGAGGACGACCCCGAGGACGAAGGCCGGCCCGUUCGCAAGCGGGUGAACCGCAUCGAAACGGACGAGGAGGACAACGGCCCCGACGCCGACGCCAGCAAGCCGGCGCCGGCCGAGAAGCCCUCCGCCUCUCCCGCGCAGCCAGACACCGCCAAGAAACCCUGCUACCGGAUAGAAAGCGAAGAGGAGGAUGACUUUGACAAUGUGGGGAAGGUGGAAAGCCCGUUGGACUACAGCCUGGUGGAUUUGCCCUCCACCAACGGACAGAGCCCGGGCAAAGCUAUCGAGAACUUGAUCGGUAAGCCCGCCGAGAAGGCCCCCUUGACCAAGGACAGCACAGCCAAUGCCAGCUUGGCACCCAACGGGACGGGGGGCGGCCUGGAGGCCGGCGGACCCGAGGAGGACGAAGACGAACUCUUGCGAGUGACUGACCUUGUGGAUUACGUCUGUAACAGUGAACAGUUAUAAAACUCCCGUUUUUUGUGCUAAUUUAUUCCAUGGUAGCUCAUACCAGCGGGCCAGUUAUUAAAAGGUGUUUUAUUUUUCCUAGGAAACUCCACUACAGUAUCACUUUUUAGCAGUCAAAAAUUUCACCAGCCCUGCAGUUU
Messenger RNA from Protobothrops mucrosquamatus (brown spotted pit viper), 4106 nucleotides. RefSeq names its product remodeling and spacing factor 1 (gene RSF1). The record is from RefSeq and is a predicted model, not a curated record. The coding region runs from base 16 to 3966 and encodes 1316 amino acids. NCBI's taxonomy places the organism in Eukaryota, Metazoa, Chordata, Lepidosauria, Squamata, Viperidae. Gene Ontology annotation, cellular component: RSF complex. Gene Ontology annotation, biological process: regulation of DNA-templated transcription. The transcript has 15 exons.